Scomber scombrus (Atlantic mackerel) is the source of this 4880-nucleotide messenger RNA. RefSeq names its product ArfGAP with SH3 domain, ankyrin repeat and PH domain 2a (gene asap2a). Gene Ontology annotation, cellular component: cytoplasm. Gene Ontology annotation, molecular function: protein binding; GTPase activator activity. NCBI's taxonomy places the organism in Eukaryota, Metazoa, Chordata, Actinopteri, Scombriformes, Scombridae. Gene Ontology annotation, biological process: positive regulation of GTPase activity. The record is from RefSeq and is a predicted model, not a curated record. The transcript has 29 exons. Bases 87 to 3056 code for a protein of 989 amino acids.
AUCCUAAAAGUGUACUAGUGACGAGGAGGGGAUUAAGAAAAGUACUUCUUCUGUUUUGUUUUUUUAUAUGAGAAAAGGGAUUAAUUAUGCCGGACCAAAUCACAGUUUCAGAGUUUGUGGCAGAGACGAAUGAAGAUUAUAAAUCGCCGACUGCCUCUAACUUCACCACCAGGAUGUCCCACUGCAGGAAUACUGUGACCGCUCUGGAGGAGGCUCUAGAUGUGGACCGCAGUGUUCUGUACAAGAUGAAGAAGUCUGUGAAGGCCAUCUACACGUCUGGUCUGGCUCACGUGGAGAACGAGGAGCAGUACACACAGGCUCUGGAGAAGUUUGGAGAAAACUGUGUAUAUAGAGAUGAUCCUGACUUGGGUUCAGCUUUCCUCAAGUUCUCUGUCUUCACCAAGGAGCUCACUGCACUCUUCAAAAACCUGUUCCAAAACAUGAACAACAUCAUCACCUUUCCCCUGGACAGCCUGCUGAAAGGAGACCUGAAAGGAGUCAAAGGGGAUCUGAAAAAGCCUUUUGACAAAGCCUGGAAGGACUACGAAACCAAAGUCACCAAGAUAGAGAAGGAGAAGAAGGAGCACGCGAGGCAGCAUGGGAUGAUCAGGACGGAAAUCAGUGGAGCGGAAAUUGCAGAAGAGAUGGAGAAGGAGAGGAGAUUCUUCCAACUGCAGAUGUGUGAGUAUCUCCUCAAAGUCAACGAGAUCAAAAUCAAGAAGGGAGUGGACUUGCUGCAGAACCUCAUCAAGUACUUCCACGCACAGUGCAAUUUCUUUCAGGACGGUUUGAAAGCUGUAGACAACCUGAAGCCUUCCAUAGAAAAACUGGCCACAGAUCUGCACACGAUAAAGCAGGUGCAGGAUGAGGAGAGGAAGCAGCUCACUCAGUUACGAGAAGUCCUCAAGUCAGCGCUACAGGUGGAGCAGAAGGAGUCUAGGAGAGAUUCACAGGUGCGGCAGAGCACCACGUAUAGCCUGCACCAGCCGCAGGGCAAUAAGGAGCAUGGCACUGAGCGCAGCGGGUACCUCUACAAGAAAAGUGACGGGCUGAGGAAAGUGUGGCAGAAGAGAAAGUGCACAGCGAAGAACGGAUACCUCACCAUCUCUCACGGCACUGCUAACCGGCCGCCAGCUAAACUCAACCUGCUCACCUGCCAGGUGAAACACAAUCCUGAAGAAAAGAGGAGCUUUGACCUCAUAUCCCAUGACAGAACAUAUCACUUUCAAGCCGAGGACGACCAGGACUGUCAGAUCUGGAUCUCGGUGCUACAGAACAGUAAAGAAGAGGCGUUGAACCAGGCCUUCAAAGGCGACCAGCAUGUCGGCGAGAACAACAUCGUGCAGGAGCUGACCAAGGCGAUCCUGGGCGAGGUCAAGAGGAUGACAGGGAAUGACGUAUGCUGCGACUGCGGAGCGCCGAACCCGACAUGGCUGUCCACCAACCUGGGCAUCCUCACCUGUAUUGAAUGUUCAGGGAUCCACAGGGAGCUCGGAGUCCACUACUCCAGGAUCCAGUCUCUCACUCUGGAUGUACUCAGCACCUCAGAGCUCUUGCUGGCCAAGAAUGUGGGGAAUGCAGGCUUUAAUGAAAUCAUGGAAGCUUGUUUAAGCGCUGAAAAUGUGGUGAAACCCAACCCAGCCAGUGACAUGCAGGCGAGGAAAGAUUUCAUCACAGCCAAGUACACAGAGAAACGUUUUGCCAGGAAGAAAUGUCCAGACGCGACAUCGCGGCUCCACACACUGUGUGACGCCGUGAAGGCUCGCGACAUCUUCUCCCUCAUCCAGGUCUAUGCCGAGGGAGUCGACCUCAUGGAGCCCAUACCUCUGGCCAAUGGACACGAACAAGGGGAGACAGCCCUUCAUCUAGCCGUCAGACUGGUGGAUAGAACCUCUCUUCACAUCGUCGACUUCCUCACUCAGAACAGUUUGAAUUUAGAUAAGCAGACAGCCAAAGGCAGCACAGCACUGCACUACUGCUGUCUGACUGACAACAGCGAGUGUCUGAAGCUGCUGCUGCGAGGGAAGGCGUCCAUAGAGAUCGCUAAUGAAUCCGGAGAGACACCACUGGAUAUCGCUCGUAGGCUGAAACACCUGCAGUGUGAGGAGCUGUUGAACCAAGCACUGGCAGGGAAAUUCAACGCCCACGUACACGUCGAGUAUGAAUGGUGUCUGCAGCAUGAAGACUUAGAUGAGAGUGACGAGGAUCUGGAUGAGAAGCCGAGCCCUCACCGCAGAGAUGAGCGUCCGGUGAGCUGUUACACUCCGAGCAGCAACUCCCACCUCCAGCCCAGCCUGGGCUCCGCUGGCCGCGACGCUGUCAACCUCGGUAAGGACAAGCAGCGCUCCUACAUGCCCAACCUGGUCAACAACGAGACCUACGGCACCAUCCUCAACACCAACCCACCUCAGCCCGGCCUGCCCGUCACCACAUCCGCUCCACCCCUGCCACCGAGGAACCUGGCCCAGUUAUCCGUUCUUGGAGGAAUCGGUCAGUCUUCACCAUCCAGCAGCUGGAAGCCCGGUUCUUUAGAUCUGGUUGGGCGUCAGAGGUCGUCCUCAGACCCCCCCAACAUGCAUCCUCCCAUCCCCCCCAUGAGACUCACCUCAACCGGAGGUCUGGGUCCUUCUUCUGUGGUGAAGAUGGAAGCUUUGAGCCCACACUGUAAGACAGGACAGGGGCCACUGGGGUCCAGAGCAGCACCACCCAAAUCACCUGCAGGGAAUGAUAAAAGCUUUAGCAGAGGACCUCUAAAUCGAACGCAAUCUAUUGAAAGACCAGCUAAGGAAGUGCCAGGAUGCCCCCAGAACUCCAUAGGUCAAUCUCUGCCUCCAGCCCCCAUGCCGAGGAAGGCUUAUCCAAAGCAGAGGCCGAAGCGAGUGAAAGCCAUCUACAACUGUGUAGCAGACAACCCGGAUGAGCUGACCUUCUCUGAGGGCGAGGUGAUCGUGGUGGACGGAGAGGAGGACCAGGAGUGGUGGUUGGGCCACAUCGAAGGCGAUCCGAUGAGAAGAGGAGCCUUCCCGGUUACCUUUGUACACUUCAUCGCUGACUGAAAAGGUCACCGCGGGUCUCAGGAAGUGUCCCGGGAUGCAGCGUCCCUCCUUCAACCGUCUGUGUCUGUCAGUGUGUGUGUGUGUGUGUGUGUGUGUGUGUGUGUGUGAGUUGCCAGCCAUCAUCCCAGUGUGUUGUCGACAUCAUCUUUACUGGCACCAUCAGCGAGCUUGUUAAAAGUGUCACUGUGGCAACUGUAACAGACUCAACACCACAAACUCUGGGCGUUUCCCCUCACGACCAGGAUUCACAGGACUCUGCCGUUUUAAUGCUUGCUGUUAACAUUUCGCUAAGAUUUAAAAACUAUGAUUGUAGUGAACGACCUCUCGCAAUAAAUGCACUUUCCUUGUCUUUAUCCUUGUUGCAAUGUAACAACGACAUUUGACAUAAUGAAGGUUGUAUGUACAGUAUUCAUUUCAUCCGUUUUCUGUUAGAGCGACAGUACUGGGAUGACUACAGCAAUGUAUUUUAACUUACUAACAACUGUAAAUGUGAACAUAGACAACAUGCUUAAAUUCCACCUCUGCGCAUGAGCGAUUUUAGAUGCCUAUGCUUAUAGGUGCAACCUUUUGAACUCUGUAGUAGGCCUCCUGUGUGGAGGUUUCCUAAUGGUGCUAAAUUAACCCUGGAUUAUGUUAGAAGCUCCCUGGCCUCAUUUCACAGUCAGACUAGCAUUGAAAGGGGGAUGCUGCAUGCAAAAAUAGCCUUCAACUCAUCACACCUGGGAGAACUCACUUUUCUCACGCGUGUGAACAUACUAUAACUGCAUAUAAACUACUUCUACGAAUGCUCUCUCAAACACUCGUUCUGCCUGUGCUGUCUUAGCGUGUAAGAUAAUACUCAACAGCAAACACCCCAGUGCUUCCUCACUCACCGUUUUAGGUCAAAUGACAAUACUGACUGGAGCUGCAGCAGCCAGUAAUUACGCUUAUGCUGAGUCUGACACCUCGGGCUGUCUUCGCCUGUCAUCUGCCUUAUUAGAGGAAUAGGAAGUGUGUUUGAGUGUGAAUGUCAUGUCUGCACAGAAUAAGCUGAGACUAAAAGAAUAUUGAAGUAAGAGGACAUUAAACAAAUAAAAAAAAAUGUUUUUUAUGAGUGUGGGAAUGUGAUGAAAAGCAGAAGCCAGCUGUGUGACUUUUGUUUCUUCAUCUUGCCUUUGAGAGCGUUCACACUCUGACAGGCUGAUUUAUUUUCUUUUCUGUUCCUGUAUUAAGUCUGUACAACCCUGCAUAGAGAAAGGAAUAUCCUUCCUACAGCUUAAGCCUCUCUCUUCUGUCUGUACAUCUCUGGGGUCAAAUAAUGUAGAAAGAUGAGUUUUAUCUAUAGUGUUAUAAAAUAAAUCUAAAACAUUCAAUGUAAUUUACUUCAUUUUGGUUGCAGAGCAACUCUCUUUCUGUGUAUAAAUACUGUAUGUUGAUAUUUAGGCAUUUAACAUGAAACCAGAGCCUUCCAUGGAUUUGUGAAUGACAUGAGGAGAAGCAUGUGAAUCGCAGCUCACACAACUCUCUUCAUCACGUUUAAUAUGAACUCACUGGAAACAGGAAGAUUUAUUAAUAAUCUAUACAUGUAAAUAGAUUUUGGUUUUGUUUGUUGAUAUUUAAAUGUAAAAAAAAGAGCAGAGUUAACCAGUAAAUGUCUUUUAAAUGCACUGUGGUGAUGAAAAGUUACAGAUACGACCUCAGCUGGACCUGUGUGUGUGUGCGUGUGUCAAAAACACAAAUGCAGACACACACAACUGGGAUAAUGAACUCAAUUCAUUCUCAUUAACUGUCGUGGAUCACUGCAUCGACUCUUAACUCUAUUGUGCAAGUAAAUGGGAAACUGAA